This is a messenger RNA of Blepharisma stoltei, 234 nucleotides long. Lineage: Eukaryota; Ciliophora; Heterotrichea; Heterotrichida; Blepharismidae. The record is from the annotation of a GenBank genome assembly.
AUGAGCUUUUGCGGAGUGAAAAAAAUUGCAAAACUUAAUUCGAAGAAUCUUGGAACAAGGAUAAAAGAUAUAAAAAUCAAUGAAGAGCUUCACUUAUUUUUGGUUAUGGAUCAGCUUGGACUGCAAAAGCACCAUAUUUAUUGCAAUGCUAAUAAGCAAAGGAUUAUCUGCUUUAAUAGUUGGAGCGAAGAUCCAAUUACUUUUGACAAACUAUUAUUUACAAAAGUGUAUUAG